AUGUGGAAAUUUCACCAGAAAUUGAAAAGGUUGGCUAACACUCUUAACAACUGGUCCAAAAAGGAAUUUGGGGACAUUUUUGCUAAAGUCAAGGAAUAUGAGGAGAAGGUCAAAACAGUGGAGGAUCAACUGAUUCAAGACCAUAGUGAGACUAACAGAACUAUCCUUCAUGAACUCAAUGCUAAGUAUAUCAGAUUCUUGAAGAUAGAAGAUUCCCUUUUGAAACAGAAAACUCAAUUACAAUGGUUCAAAGAGGGUGAUUGCAAUACAAAGUAUUUCCACUCGCUGAUAAGGGGAAGAAGAAGAAGGUUAUUUAUUCACAAGCUUAUCAGGGAGGAUGGGGAAUGGAUACAGGGAGAUGAUGUUAUUGCUGAAACUGCAUGUGACCAUUUCCAGAAAAUAUUUACAGGAGAUAACAAUUUCAUCAAUGAGGGUGCCCAAGAUUGUAUACCUCGGAUGAUCAAUAAGGAACAAAAUUAUAGUCUUACUGCCAUGCCUAAUCUGGAAGAGUUGAAGGAAGUAGUAUUCUUUAUGAAUUCUAAUUCUGCAGCUGGUCCAAAUGGGAUGAAUGGAUAUUUUUUUUCAGAAAUGUUGGCACAUUAUCAAGCAUGA
Molecule: messenger RNA, 612 nt
Organism: Solanum verrucosum
Lineage: Eukaryota; Viridiplantae; Streptophyta; Magnoliopsida; Solanales; Solanaceae
Exons: 1
Coding region: 1-612 (203 amino acids)
Source: RefSeq, a predicted model, not a curated record